CCCGGUAAAUGACUUAGCAGGUGCCGGAACCUCCAGCGCGGGCCCUGAGCUGGGCGUGAGGCGCGGCCGGGCCUGCGCAGCACGAGUCCCGGCGGCUACCUGGGCCGCUGAGCGUUCUGUUCGCUUCCUGGUGCGCGGGCUCCGGAGGGCAGCGGAGCCGAAGCCGGGGAGCCACGCUGCUCGGCCCGGCAGCCCCCGGCCCGUUUGGACCGCGGGGCACAGUCAGAGCCUAAAGAGACCUCUGAGCUCGUCUGGGCCAAGCCCGUUACUUUGCAGAUGAAGAAACUGAGGCCCAUAGAGGGGAUCUGACUCAGUCGGUUUCACCCGAAGACCUAUAUGCUCAAACUAUAAGAAAAUGAAGAGAAAGGUAACAAGAGUUGGAAACUUUAGAUUUAGUCCCAAUGAAGAAGCCUUGCUUUUGAAGGAAGAAUAUGAAAGACGCCGAAAACAAAGAUUACUACAGGUUAGAGAACAGGAGAGAUGCAUCGCUUUGCAGAUAAGACAGGAAGUAAAACAGAGGAGAGAUCAGCACCUCCAUCAUUUAGCAGAAGAGUUGAAGACAGAAUGGCAAAAGGCACAAGAACAGAAAAUCAAAGAACUGGAAAAACUGUAUGUAGCAAGCUUACGAUCCGUGGGAGAGGCUCAUCGUGGUGCCAAGGAAAAUGAUCCUGGUUUAGACAAUUUGAUAAAGCAAAGAGAGGAAAGGCAACAAAGAGCAGAGGAAAGAGGGCAGGAAGCGUUAAAAAAAGUGAAAAAUGAAAAAGAAAAACUAUUAAAACAAAAAUCAUGGUACAUAGAAACUCGUAAGAAAGCACUACUUGAGGAAAAAGAGAGAGCUGCAAAAAUUGCAAGUCUGCCACCUCCUCCUCCAAAUCCUUUUGAGGCAGUCCUUACACUUAAGACAUGCUACCUUCCUGGAAAAGGCACAAAUCUUCAAGUAAAGAGAAUUUCUACAAUAAAGACCAAUAGCUUUUCUACUUUUCAUCAUCUUAACCCAAGUAAUGUUCAAGUAAAAGGAAUUUCUACAUUAAAGACCAGCACUGCUAGUAACCCUCCGACUUACCAUCAUCUUGACUCACGUGUCAUAAGCGAUAAGGAUUUAGAGAAGAACCUUCAACUGAAGCAAAUUUCUAAGAUUACUAGUACUACUACUACUACCUGUUCUACUUAUAAUUUUGAGCCAACUGUGGAAAGAGAGAUGGAAAUACAACAGCCAGAUCCUCAUUUGGCUGCCGAAGAGGAAACAAAGAGGUUGGCGGAACUACAAAAAGAAGCAAUACAAGAAAAGAGAGAACAGCUUGAAAAGGCUCAAAUACGGGGAGUUCAUGCCAUGAGAAAGGUCCAUUUGGCUAAAAGCAGAGAAAAAAUAAUGAAAGAGCUGGAACAACUGCAGCAAGUGGACCUGGCUCGUAGGAGGCAGAAUGUGGCCCAGAUGCCACCACAGGUGGUUGAGCUGCCAUAUAAACGCAUGGCAAUUAAAGAGGACUGGCAGAGGGAACUGGAGUUUGCCUUUGAAGAUAUGUAUAAUGAGGAUAGGAAGGUGAAAGGAGACCUGAUUUUGAAACUAGAACCAGAGCCUUUGCCGGUUGUGACUGAACUCAUCCAGGAUGAAGAACUGGAUCUUUCAGUGGAGCAAGACUACACAUCUGAGACUCAGAACCAAGAGAGAAUGGAAGAAGAAAUCCCAUCCUUCACAGAAACAGAGAUUCCAGGGACACAGGAUUUUCACCAUGCAUCUUCAAAAACUGUGUUAAAAAAAUUACUAGACAGAAUCCAAAGCCAGAGAUCCCAGUGGGCAAAUAAGUACACUCCUGAAGAUGAAAGUGAGAUACCUAAAGUUUUUGCUGAUGGCGAAAGUGACACUUUAACAGUAGAAACAGGAACGCUCGCCAGUGAAGAAAAACCAUUGGAUAAAUUAGAACCUACACAGGAACAAGGUGAAACAAAACCUACUGGCAGUGGAGGUGAAACGUUCAAAAUUGAGUUGGGAACAAUUCCUAAAGAAGAAAAAGUAUUUAAAAAUCUUACAGAAUAUGGAAAGAAAAAAGAAUCACCUGAAAGUGAAAUUUCCCUGUUAGAUGAAAGGUUGGUUCUGCUUCAUCCUCAUGAAGAAGCAACUCAAGUUAGAACAAUAACGAAGAGACAAAACCAGAUGCUGAAACUUGAACAACAAAAGCAGAAGCAGCUGGAAUUAAUUAGACAGAUUGAACAACAGAGAAUAAGAUUGGAGAGUGAAUGCUUAAAGGCUCAAAAGAUUCAACUAGAACACGAGAGGGAAAAGAUAAAAGAAAGAACUCAACAGUUUUGUUUAAGAUAUAUGAAAUCUUACCCCGUUAUGGAACAGUGGAAGAAAGAAACCUAUCCGGUCUCUCAGCAUUUAAUUGAUGAUGCUCCAACACUAGGAUUGAAAAUUUCAAGAGAAGAUCAUGGUAGACAGAUGAUUCGUAACUACCAGCAACAUCUUUUACAGCAAAACAGGUUUCACAGACAGUCCAUUGAUGCAGCCAGGAAACGUUUGCAUGAGUAUCAGAAUAUGUUAAAACAAAGAUAUCCAUCCAUGUCAACUCAGUCCUUUUCUUCUGAUUUUGUAAAGCCUAAGGGCAAAUCAUAUGAUAGAAAAACACUAACAUUGCAGACCAGCUCUCCCCUUCCAGGAGUACCAGAACUACCAAGUCUACAUUCACAACCAAGUUAUCCUGCAAUAACAGGAGACUCCCAUUUACUUUCCAUAGAGAGCAGUGAAAGGUUACCUUCUGAUCAGACUGCUCUUUCUUAUUCAGGGUCACUGUUAAUUCAACCUCCACCUAGUUCAGUACCUUCUGCUGAUCCUGAAUCUAAAUUUGGAAGAAUCCAAGAACUCUUUUCAACUAAGAGUCAAAGUCCGCGACCCUCAAGUCACUUCAUAAGUUCAGAGGAUGAGCACUUCAUUUCUUCAGAACAUAUCCUGUCUCAGGAUAGUUUGAAGACAAUUCAAGAGCAGUUAGAUGUACAAAGGGAAACUCUUCAUUUUCAUGAGAAAACCCCAGAAGAAUUGGUUGUAGGUAGGCAGUCUGAAUUGGAAAAAAGGAUAUUUUCUAAUCAGACUGGGUCUUCUUCUUUAGAACCAUUAGUGCCUCAGCACUCACUCACCUCAUCUCUUGCUGAACCUGAAUCUGGAAGAAUAGAAGAGCCCUUUCCAUUCGAGAGUGACAGCAUAAUGAUUCCCUCAAGCCAUUCCCUAAUGCAGAAAAUCCCAGGUAGAACUUUAUCUCCAGAGGAUGCUCUGCAUCAACAAUAUAAUUUGAAUACAACCCUAGAACAGUUGAAUAUACAAAGGGAAGCCCUUCACUUGUGCCUGAAAGCCCAGGCAAAACUGGUUUCACAUAAACCAGCUUCAGUAGAGGAAAAACUACCUUGUAGUCUGUCUGGGUCCUUUCCUUUUGUACCAUUGGUCCCUCAGCGUUCACUCAGCUCAUCACUUUCUGCUGAAUCUGAAUCUGGAGGAGUUGAGAAACUCUUUUUACCCAAGAGUGAGAGCACAGUUCCUUCAAGGCCACGCAUAAAACAGGUAUUUCAGGAUAGGCCUUUUGUUUCAGAAGGUAACUUACAUCAACAGGAUAGUUCAGAUAUCUUCAAAGCAACACAAGAGCAAUUGACUAUACAGAAGGAAUCCCUCCACUUUGGCCAGAAGGCCCAGCAGCAGAACCUUGUAAAUAGACCAGCUGUAGUAGAAGAAAAGAAAUCUACUCAGACAGGGUCUCCUUUUCUACCACUGUUCCCUGAGCUUGCAUUUGGUUCAUCACCUUCUAAUGAAUCUGAAUCUGUAGGAAUUCAAGAAUUUCAUUUAAUGAGUAAUGAGACUACAUAUCCUUCAACCUAUUCCACAACUCAGGAUAGACGUUUGACUUCUUCAAAACCCAUGUUAGUUCAGCAAGAUAAUUGGGAAAUGGAUGAAGAACAGAUAGAUAGGCAGAGGGAAUUAUUUCAGUGUAGUGAGAAAGCUCAAAAAGAACUGAUUGUUCUUCAGCCAGCUGCAGUGGAGGAAAGAAUACCUUCUGCUCACACUGGGCCCUCUUUAGCAUCACUGUUUCCUCAACAUUCAUUUAGGUCAUUACACUCUGUAAAAUCUGAAUCUGGAGAGAUCCAUGCCCGCUUGGAAAGAAAUUGUGAUCCUGAAUGUACCUCAAGCAUUUCUUCUAUCCAAAUGUUUCAGGAUAAGGCUUUGGCUCCUUCAGAGCACAUUCUACCUCAGCAGCAUAAUCAGCUGGUAGUCCAAGAACCAUUAAAUAAACAGAGGGAAGCCUUUUGCUUUAGUGAGAGAACUCCAGAAGAACUGUUGAUACAAUCUGAGAUAACCUUAGAGGAAAGGCUCUCCCCUAAUCAGACUGACUCUUCUUUCCUACCAUUAGUACCACAGCAUUCAUUUACUUCACUACCUUCUACUGAGUCUGGAGGCAUCCAAAUAGCCAGUUCACAUCCUGCAACCCCUAAUAUCCAGAUAUUUCAGGAAAAGCUCUUGGCUUCUUCAGAACACAUCCUUCCUCAGCAGGAUGAUAUGAAUCUUCACCAAGAACAAUUGGCUAUAGAGAAAAAAGCACUUCAGUUUAGUGAGAAAGUCCAGCAACAGACAACACUGAAUGAAAAAUUAUUUUCUGAUCAGACCAACUCCUCUUUUGUACCAUCAUUAGCUAAGUAUGCAUGUGGUUCACCACCUCCCAGUUCUGAAGAAAUCCAAAACUCUCUUAUAGACAAAAGUGAGAGCAAACUUCCUUCAAGGUAUUCUACAGUCCUAGUAUUUCAGGAUAGGGUUUCAACUUCAGAUGACAACCAGUAUCAGCAAGAUAAUUUGAAAUCAAUACAAGAACAAUUGAAUAUACAGAGGGAAGCCCUUCACUUUGGCCAGAGAUCCCAGUUCCGGUACCUUGAUUAUAGACUUAGUGCAGUGGAGGACAGCACAUCUAGUCAGACUGAUUCUUCUUUCCUACCACUGUUCCCUCUGCAUUCAGUUAAUUCAUUGCCUUCAGCUGAAGUUGAGUCUAAUUCUGAUUCUGGAGGAUUCCAAGAACCCUUUUUAACCAGUCAAGAGAACACACUUCCCUCCAGCCAGUCGUCAAUCUGCACAUUUCAGGAUAAGCUUUUGGCCUCCUCAAAGCAUUUUUCAGCUGCUCAAGACAAUUUGAAGGAGCUCCAGAAACAGCUGAAUAUACAAAAGGAAUUUUUUGAGGGGAGACAGAAAGCCCAAGAAGAAUGGCUUCUUCGAAGACAGAUUGUACAGCAUGAGGACACAUUAAAGGAUUCACUUUAUGAGACUCAGGCAAAUAAGUCCACACCCCAAAAUGUGAAAGAAACACAAAAUACAGUGCAAUUCACACAGUUAUCUCUGUCGCAAGAUAUAGGAAAAAGUCAUCAGGAAGAACUUAAUCAUGCAGAUAAGAGCAAAUAUGAAUUGCUUUCAGAAAACAUCAAUCCAGAUGAGCAUACUGGUCAGCUGCAAAACAGAGAACUAAGGCAGAGACUUUCAAAACCACCUGUAGCAAAAAUCAGAUCAGGAUUAGAUUUAAAUCAACAUGAACUUAGUGUUAUUCAAGAGGUGGAAUCACCAAAAAGUGGCGGAGCUUCUGCUAGAGAGAAGAGAGAAUGUUAUAGAGAGGCUGCUUCCAAAUCAACUUCAAGUGACUUGGAUUCUAGCAACCAUGAAGAAACUGUUGGUCAAGAUAGAGAUCCUGUCAGGAUUUCAGUAAGCGGAUACAUGAGUUCGGGGAAUAGAUCACAAGAUAGUAAUCAGGCUAGUAGCCCACAGACUUCGAAGCCAGUUCAUAGAGGUAGUAAUGAUGGCCAGGUCAAGGAUGUUGUAACUGAGAACUAUGGAUUACCCAGUUAUGCUGCUGAUUUGGUGCAGAAAGUAUCUGUAUAUCCUGGUUCCGCUUUUAAGCCAAAAGAGAUAGUGCCAUCCAUACCAUGGUCCAGUAAUGGUGUUGGUUCCCAGUCUCAUGCACAGGAGCUAGAAGAUGACCAAUCAUCUUCGUUAACGAUGUCUAGUGGGAGCUUUUUAAGUAAUGAAAAGUCUCAUUUAGACCUUGCAAGUUCAGUUGUUCCUGACUUUACGGAAUUAGAACAAACUUUUCCACAUUUACAUCGUCAGCUCUUUCAUGCUCUGGACCCAAGGCCUGACUUGGAUUUCUCAUCACCUCCUUCUCAGUCUGGACUUUCUCAAGACCUGAGCAAGACCACGUAUCCUUCAACCCCUGAAAGCCAAGAUGCAUCUGAGUCUCAUGAAAGCACAAAUUCCACCACAGCUGUGAGAGCCAGCCUUCAUUCCCCUUUUGACAUAAACUUGCAUUCUACUAUGAAUAGAACAGGUGUGACUCUUGAUUCCUCACAAACUGAAAAUUUUCCUAAGGAAAAAAAUUUGGGGGCAAUGCCUGAAGAAUCCUUUAAAGCACUUAAACCUGAAUCUACUCCAAGUGACAGUAACCAGUCUGCUGAUUUACUAAGCAUUAUCAGCAUUGAAGCUGAAGGACCUUCACAAAACUUUAACAAAGAAAAAUUUGCUCUUAGAAAACAUUAUGAGGAUUUACUGGUGCAGAAGAGAAAUGCUGAUUUCUGUCCAUCAGUGGAAGUUCUACAGAGCCCAACUUUGAGUUCCUCUGAUGAUCCAAAUCUAUUUGACAGAAUGAGGGUGCCACAUAGUACACCUUAUGAUUCUUCUUCAAGCAAAAGUUCAACAAAAGACCAAAUGGAAUCGAGAAAGAAGGACUUGGGUUUUGAAGAAUUAUCUGUUGAAAUGAAAAGGAGUCAAACAGAAGUUAUUGCAGGAGCUCGGAGUGAAACAGAUUAUAGGUAUGUGACCACAGAUCCAGAGAGACAUUCAGAAAGAUCAAGUGGAUCCAUAACAAGUGAAGAAAAUGUGGAGAUCUUUCGAAGCACACCUCAACCACUGCCAUCGUCAUUCUUGAUAAAUCUCAGGUCAUCUUCAUUACGGAGCUCUAUACCAGUUUGGGAGACCACAUCUGGGCAUGGUAUCAUGGAAGAGGCAGAACUUACUUUAAUCAGCUCCAGUGACAGUAGUGAUACAGAGUCAGAUUUGGGAAAUUUGAUCCAAGAGGAAAACAAAGGGAGUGAAUUGAAAAGCUGUUUUCAGGUGAAACAAAAUUCAGAGUUGAAAGAAGAUUACUUAGUUUGGAAACCAGAUUUAACUGUUACAGAACCUCCUGAGGAGAGACAAUCUUCCUCUUUUCAACAUCCAGACACACUCCAGGAAUUUAGUUCUGCACCAGGAAGCUUACAAGAAGCAUUUGUAAAGAAGAAUAAUUCAUUCAUCGAACGAUCUUCACAAAGACAGAAAGAAAUUAAAAAUAAAACUCAAAUUUCUGAAAAAUCUCAAUCUAAAACAGCUCUAGAAAUUGAAAGAAAAAAGUACCCCAUGGAAAGAAAGCCUUCUGAGUCAACAAUGAGUCAGUUGAAGAAAGUGAAUGAAGUUAAAGUGUGUUUCCCUGAAGACAAAAAGACUGUACAAGCACUUAGGCAUCAGCAGGCUUUAAGGUUAUAUAAUAAUCAGUUAGCUGAAGUGAAACAGCAAAAGGAAGAGCAAACAGGAGAAGAAGCCUAUACUAGAAAUAGAGAAAGGGCAAAAGAGUUUCACAGGAAAACACUGGAGAAACUACGAGCAAAAACUUUCCACUAGGACAAAAGGACUUUGGAUGUUAUUUCAGGAUUUUAUCCUAUAUCACAAUGUAUACUUGAUCCUUUUAAUUGAUUCAUGAUGUACAUAAAGGCUUGUAAAUAUUCCUUAAAAUAUAUUUCAAUAAAUUUUUAUCACAAGUG
Messenger RNA from Dromiciops gliroides (monito del monte), 7803 nucleotides. RefSeq names its product centrosomal protein 295 (gene CEP295). The transcript is spliced from 32 exons. The record is from RefSeq and is a predicted model, not a curated record. Gene Ontology annotation, biological process: regulation of centriole replication. Bases 356 to 7663 code for a protein of 2435 amino acids. Gene Ontology annotation, cellular component: cytosol; centriole; centrosome. NCBI's taxonomy places the organism in Eukaryota, Metazoa, Chordata, Mammalia, Microbiotheria, Microbiotheriidae.